AUCUCCAGCACCGUCGCCCUCGCUAACACUGUACCCGCGUCGAGCGUGCAGGAGGAGGUGAAGCAAAGCCUCGUCGAGCAAACCAUGGCCGACGCCACCAUGGCCCAAGACCUUGCCGCGGCCGCGCGGCUGCCGCCGUCCAAGUCGGAGAACAUCUUCAUGCAGAUCGCCGUCCACCCGGACGGCACCAUCACGCGGCCCUUCGUGCCCUCCGUCCCGGCCUCACUCGACGCGGCCGUGUCUAGCAGGGACGUGCCCCUGGACGCCUCCCUCGGCACGUACAUCCGGCUCUACCUCCCAAACCCCGUCGACCCGCCGCCAUCCGCAAAACUCCCCAUCAUCCUCUACUUCCACGGCGGCGGCUACGUGAUCUUCUCCGCGGACACGGUCUUCUACCACGCCUCGUGCGAGGCCAUGGCGGUGGCCGUCCCGGCCAUCGUGGCCUCCGUCGACUACCGCCUGGCGCCCGAGCACCGGCUUCCCGCCGCCUACGACGACGGCGUGGCCGCCAUGAUGUGGCUUCGCGACGAGGCGCACCAGGAUCCCUGGAUCGCUGAGCGUGGCGAUCUCUCCCAAUGCUUCCUCAUGGGCAGCAGCUCCGGCGGGAACCUCGUGUUCAACGCAGCAGUCCGGACCAGGGGUGUCGACCUGAGCCCCGCCACCGUGCGGGGCGUCCUGAUGCACCAGCCCUACGUGGGCGGCGUGGAGCGCACGCCGUCCGAGGCCGCGUCCGAGGAUGACUUCAUGGUGCCGCUGGAGGCCAACGACAAGCUGAUCGCCCUCGCGCUGCCCCUGGGCGCGGACCGCGACCACGAGUUCAGCAACCCGGAGAAGGCGAUGGCACCCGAGGCACUGGCCGGCCUGCCGCGGUGCAUGAUCUCGGGGAGCGACGGUGACCCGCUGAUCGACAGGCAGAGAGGGUUCACCGCCUGGCUGCGGGACGGCGGCGUGGACGUGGUCGACAAGACGGACAUCUCCGGGUUUCACGCCGCUGAGCUCUUCAUUCCCGAGAAGGCCGAAGAGCUCUUCGCGGCCGUGCGAGAGUUCGUCCACGGCGGCGGAGGUGACGCUUGACGCUCAUCCGCUUGCUCGCCGGUCGGUCCUCGAUCGGCCUGGUUGACUUGAUGAUCCAUGUCAGGCAAUGUCCUGUUUCUGAACUUAAAUGUUAUGUCUUGUGAGCAAUAAUUCGCCACUGUUCGUAGCGUGGUGCUGUCCAUUAUUGAAGUGUUGUUGAAAACGUUCUUAUCUUGAAUUUACUGAUUUGUGGUGGUUUGUGGAUCACAA
Lolium perenne is the source of this 1284-nucleotide messenger RNA. Its product is annotated as probable carboxylesterase 8. Gene Ontology annotation, molecular function: hydrolase activity. NCBI's taxonomy places the organism in Eukaryota, Viridiplantae, Streptophyta, Magnoliopsida, Poales, Poaceae. The record is from RefSeq and is a predicted model, not a curated record.